AUGCCGGUCCCGGAUAACUACGACGACGAUGUGUUCUCAAGCUCAAGACUGCAUCCUAAAACAAGCACGCUGUCUCCUCGCCGAUCCCCUUCUCGACAGAGCAUAUUGCCUCGUCGGUCUACAGCUUCAUUACGAGGAGGAUCUUCCAGCCUCGCAGAGGCAAUGGACGAAAGCGCUGCUAACGGGAAUGGCAGGCAUUCGCUGGCGCACGAACUUGCUGUGGCACUGAUGCCAGAGCCUAGUACUGGCUCCAAGCUACUGGCGGAGGAGUUUGGGAUUGAAUAUGAUGAAGGUGCCGAGGGUAUAGACGAGGAACCUGAAGGAGCGGAGCCUGCUGUUGAUGGGUCGACAGAGCCCGCUGACCAGCUAGGCUCGGAACCCUUGGGACCACCGCGUGCGGUGACACCUCCGGCAUUGUCAGUAGACAUCCCUUCGGAGAUCGACCCUUCCUUCGGCAGUCCCGUAUCUACUCGGCGGCGGAGGCCUAAGCCAGAGCAAGAUGCCAUGGACGUACUUGCCCAUGAUCUCGAGAAGACGGAGAAGUUCUUAUCUCACCUGCGAGGGAUCGACUCAGACAUGAGCGCCUCCCAUACCCUUCCCCCACUAGAGAAAUUUGCCUCGGAUAUCAUACGUCGAAUUAACGAAACUGCUCGAGAUCGGGAGGGGCAAGUGCGGGCGUUGCUGGAAUACGACCGUGAAUUCAGGAAGAUCGCUGGGGAGGUAAACGGCAACGACGUCUUGGGUCAGCUGGACGAAUGGGAACCUUUGGAUGAUGAUCUGUUCGACAAGCCUUUCUCCACCGAAGCCCCCAAGCCAACUGAAAAGGCACUCAGAGCUGUGGUGGAAGAGUCACAAUCGUCCUACAAUAACGAUUGGGAGACGGACCCGGAUCGCAAUCACUUAGGUGAUGAGGACGAGGACGAUGAUGCAGAUCCUCAAACCCCCGCAGUCAAAGAUACAUUCCCUCCUCCACCACUUGUCGUCGGUCCUCCCACGCCCGCGAAAGCCAUCGCUCAAUUAACACAUUUGCGGACAUUCACAGCAUCUCUUGUCUCGUCCCUGACCACGAUCUCCGAGCACACUCAGAUCAACAGUGCCGCCACGGCGGAGACUGGCCGAAAGAUUCGCGCCCUGAAGAACAAGAUUGGAGGCUGGAGGACGGAGUGGGAUAGUGCAGAGCAGAGUCGGUUAAGGAUCGAGAGGUGGGAAGCCGGAAUUCAGGAUGGGGAGAACAGUGUUCCUGGCACGCCUACAACCCGUUCCCCUGGUGCACGGAGAAGGCUUGACGGUAGAAAGGUCGUGCAAGAACAACUCCAUGGGUUCGAGCAGGCCUUGCUAGAAGCUAGUCUGAAGACGCAAGCGAUCAUGGCGGCAUCAUGA
Molecule: messenger RNA, 1380 nt
Organism: Gloeophyllum trabeum ATCC 11539
Lineage: Eukaryota; Fungi; Basidiomycota; Agaricomycetes; Gloeophyllales; Gloeophyllaceae
Exons: 1
Coding region: 1-1380 (459 amino acids)
Source: RefSeq, a predicted model, not a curated record